Parnassius apollo (apollo) is the source of this 690-nucleotide messenger RNA. The record is from the annotation of a GenBank genome assembly. Lineage: Eukaryota; Metazoa; Arthropoda; Insecta; Lepidoptera; Papilionidae.
AUGGCAGGCGAAAAACGAAAAUUUCUGGUUAUAGGGAAGGCGAAAAAACCAAGGUGUUUCAAGAAUGUAAAAACUUUGCUAGUUGAUUACGAAGCCAACAAAAAAGCGUGGAUGACGUCGGAGAUUUUCGAAAAAGUUUUACGGAAAUGGGACUCUCAGCUAAGAGGAAACAAAAAGAAGAUCAUUUUAUUUAUUGACAAUUGUCCAACUCGCCCACAAAUUCAAAAUUUGACUAACAUCAAACUGGCAUUCUUACCACCAAACACCACAUCAAUUAUUCAGCCUAUUGAUCAAGGUAUAAUUAAGACUCUUAAAGGCCAUUAUCGAAAGCUUCUAGUGGAGAAAAUGGUAAAAGACAUAGAAAAAAGUACUAUCCCAUUUGCCGUCAAUUUUCUGGAUGCCAUUGAAAUGAUAACAACAGCAUGGGCCCGAGUUACUCCAGAUACAAUUAAAAAAUGUUUUUCACAUGCUGGGUUUGGUAAAUUUUCGAAUUUAAAUACAACUGAUGACGAUUCUGGUGAUGAAUUGGAUAAUUUUCCAUUGGCGAGAUUAUCAUUAGAGGAAGCAACAGUUACGGAUUGGGAAACUUAUGUGAAUAUUGGCGAUCAAGUUAUCACUACUGAUAACUUGACUAAUAAUGAAAUUAUUGAGUCUGUACACAAGAAAAGGAGGAUGAAGAUUGCAAUCUAA